Nematolebias whitei (Rio pearlfish) is the source of this 784-nucleotide messenger RNA. RefSeq names its product zinc finger protein 524. Gene Ontology annotation, cellular component: transcription regulator complex; PcG protein complex. The coding region runs from base 3 to 590 and encodes 195 amino acids. NCBI's taxonomy places the organism in Eukaryota, Metazoa, Chordata, Actinopteri, Cyprinodontiformes, Rivulidae. Gene Ontology annotation, molecular function: DNA-binding transcription factor activity, RNA polymerase II-specific; RNA polymerase II cis-regulatory region sequence-specific DNA binding. The transcript is spliced from 2 exons. The record is from RefSeq and is a predicted model, not a curated record. Gene Ontology annotation, biological process: regulation of transcription by RNA polymerase II.
CCAUGGGACCCCUCCUCCCCACGGCUAAACUGGACCCCCUGGAGGCCCUGGACCCCCUCUCUCCGGAGGAGUCUCCCACCAAUCUGGGCUCCCGUCGGGUGCUGUGCUGCCAGCUGUGCCCGCGGAUCUUCUUUUACCUCUCGGAUCUCGAGCGGCACGCCAUCACGCAUUCGCAGAAGAAGCCUCACGUGUGCCAGCAGUGCGGCAAAGCCUUCAAACGCUCCAGCCACCUGCAGAGACACAAACACAUCCACACAGGCCAGAGGAACUUUGUGUGUCCCAUCUGCUCCAAGCGCUUCAGGGAGGCAGGUGAGCUCCAGCGCCACCAACGGGUGCACACCGGAGAGAAACCCUACCAGUGCCAGCUCUGCCACACGCGCUUCGCCGAGCGCAACACCCUACGACGGCACACCAAACGCAAGCACCCGUAUCACCAGGCCGCCAUGGAAAUGCUGAACGAGAGGCGGGACCGAGGAGGAGACGGGGGAGGCGGUGGUACAGGGGGAGUGCAGGAGGAAGAAGAGAGCGCUGAAUGGUACAGCUCCGCCGUGUCAACCCUGGAUAACUCCGAGUCAGAUAUGGAAACCUAAUGCUUCUCGCUAAAGGGGAAGGUACAGUGCCUCAUGGGGGUCAUGAUAAAAAAAUUCAAUUUGAGGUCGUAAAAGUGUAAAAUCUGUCUUGGUUUAGGUUUUCUGUGAGAUUUGCUAACAGGACGUCAGUUUGCUUCAGGAUGUAGCAUCAUUUGGGUUUAGUUAUGUUAAAUAGUUGGACAUGUUCCUUAUUU